Phyllostomus discolor (pale spear-nosed bat) is the source of this 1243-nucleotide messenger RNA. Its product is annotated as taste receptor type 2 member 3-like. Gene Ontology annotation, cellular component: membrane. The coding region runs from base 293 to 1243 and encodes 316 amino acids. The record is from RefSeq and is a predicted model, not a curated record. Gene Ontology annotation, biological process: sensory perception of taste; G protein-coupled receptor signaling pathway; detection of chemical stimulus involved in sensory perception of bitter taste. Gene Ontology annotation, molecular function: G protein-coupled receptor activity; bitter taste receptor activity. The transcript has a single exon. NCBI's taxonomy places the organism in Eukaryota, Metazoa, Chordata, Mammalia, Chiroptera, Phyllostomidae.
CAUGACACCGGACACUACUCUCUUUGCAUAUUGGCAAAGAGCUGCUGAGUUUAGAUCAUAGAUGGAAUGUGACCUUCCAUGUCACCUGUGCAGAGGACAGACCAGCCUGAAAGAGCCAGAGACAGUCAGUAGACUGUGCUCUACAACAGACUAGAUUGGGAAGAGAGAAGACACAGGCACCAUAAAGCAGCAGGUACAGACAGGCAUUAGGUUCACAGGGAGAAAUUUGAAAUCAGCAAGGAGGUGGUGCAUCAGCAGAAAGAACAAAGACCAGGUCUGCCUGAGAGCUGACAUGCCAGGACUCGCCAAGUUAGUGUUUCUGUUUCUUUCUGGGACUCUGUUCAUUCUGGGAAUGCUGGGGAAUGGUUUCAUUGCGGUGGUCAAUGUCAGGAGCUGGUUCAAGAGCAAGAGAAUCUCUUGGUCUGACUUCAUCAUCACUGCACUGGCUCUCUCCAGGAUUGUUCUGCUGUGGAUUCUCUUGACUGAUUCUAUAAUAGUGGCAUUCUUUUUCAACGUCUAUACUGAUGGUACAGCAAGGGGUGUUACUGAUGUUUUCUGGACAUUUACAAACCAUCUGAGCAUUUGGCUGGCUACCUGCCUUGGUGUCCUCUACUGUCUGAAAAUCGCCAGUUUCUCCCACCCGAUGUUCCUCUGGCUCAAGUGGAGAGUGUCCAGGGUGGUCAUGUGGAUGCUGCUGGGCGCCCUGCUCUUCUCCUGUGGCAGUGCCAUGUCUCUGAUUCCUCAGUUUCAGAUCUAUUCUCUUCUCCGUGAAACUGCUGGCACAGGGAAUGUGACUGAGCACCUUAGGAAGCAAAUGGGUAAAUAUCAGCAGAUUCAUGUUCUUAAAAUGCUGCGGUACAUCCCUCCCCUAAUUCUGUCUCUGGCCUCCUACAUCCUGCUCAUCCUGUCCCUGGGGAGGCACAUGCAGCAGAUGCGGCAAAGCAGAACCAGCCCCAGUGAUGCAAGCACUGAGGCCCACAGGAGGGCCAUCAGAAUUAUCCUCUCGUUCCUCUUUCUCUUCCUGUUUUAUUUUCUUGCCUUUUCAAUUACUUCAUACAGUUAUCUCCUCCCAAGCAGGGAGAUGACUAAGUUCAUUGGACAACUAACUACAAUGUUUUAUCCUGUUGGCCACUCAUUCAUUCUCAUUCUGGGGAACAACAAGCUGAAGCAGACCUUUGUGGAGCUGCUCUGCUGUGAGUGUGGUCAUCUGAAGCCUGGAUCCAAAGGACCACUUGCCUCAUAG